UGACCAGGCCAUUAAAGCCUAAUCGCCUAGCCGUGCACUGUAGUCUUUCCUUCUUCUUCUUCAGCGAGAGAGACGGAGAGGAGAGAGAAGAAAGUUUGGCGUCAGAGUCCACAGAUAUAGAUAUAUCGUUGCUUGUGUCAGCCACUCUAUACGACCGACCUCUGCCGCACAGAGAGACUGACAGCGACUGGUGAGGCGAAAGUAGAACAUAGGAGGGGAUUUUCUACUUCUUUUUGGCUUUCUAUCAGGCGUUUCAGCUUCUGUUUGCGGAUUUGUAUUGGCGGCUUGGGGGCGGGGACCGCGUGCUCAUCCUCUUAGGAGAUCUUGGAAUCGGAGAGAUUAGUUGGUGAGGAAAAUCUGCGGCGGAAUUCAAGCAAGUGUACAUUUAAGGCCCAGUAGUUGGUUUUCUGUGACUGUGAUUCCGUUGGAUUCAUAUCAUUUCUAAGCGCUUUUUUCAGAGUAAUGUUCUGUAGAAGGCAAAGAAGAUGGCCACUUUGGUCCCAGGUGUUCUCAUCAAGCUUCUCCAGCACAUGAAUACAGAUGUGAAAAUUGCCGGCGAACAUAGAUCAUCUCUCCUCCAGGUUGUUAGCAUAGUUCCUGCACUUGCUGGUGGUGAGCUCUUCUCAAAUCAGGGAUUCUAUCUUAAGGUUUCUGAUUCCUCCCAUGCUACUUAUGUCUCCAUUCCUGAUGAGCACGAUGACCUCAUCUUGAGUGAUAAGAUACAGCUAGGCCAAUUCAUAUAUGUUGAUAGACUCGAGGCAGCUAUGCCUGUACCUGUCCUUCGAGGUGUGAGGCCAGUCCCCGGACGCCAUCCUUGCGUGGGAAGCCCUGAGGAUCUUGUGGCUACUCGCCCCCUCACUUUCCUUAAUAGUUCUAAGGAUACUGUGAGUCCAUCACUGGGGAAAGAGAAGACCAAUUCAGUGAAGGUAGAUAGAACGACCAAAGUUGAAGUAAUGGAAAAGAAAAAAGCAUCUCUCAGCCAAUCUAGUUCAUCACUGUCAAAUCUGUCUUUGAGUAAUUCUGUGGGGAAGAAGCAUAAAAUUUAUGAAAAGUCAAAUUCAAUGAGUUCAAGGUCGAUUCCUUCGUCCCCUACAAGUUGCCAUUCAGUACCAUCAUCUUUUGACAAGCUAACUAAUGGAGUUAAACAACAUUCAAAGGCUAAAGUGCCAGAAAAGCCAUCUAGUACAAGAAUGAACUUGUUAGAAAGAGCAGCAUCUGUGUUAAGGGCAACUGCUGCUGGCAGGAAAUCAUUUGCUGGAAGUUCAGUAGUAAAUCUGGUGCCAGGGAUUGAUCCAGGGCCCAAGUCUUUGAGAAAGAGUUGGGAGGGUAAUGUAGAGACAAAGGGGAGGGAUAGCUCGAAUCCCAGGCCAUUAAAGACAGAAAAGAAAUCUGAAGCAUGCAGCUCUACGUUUUCUCGAAGGCUAUCAAUGCCAGUUGAGAGGCAACUACCAAAAGAAGAUAGCAGGGCUCAAACUCCAUUAAAGAAGGGCAACCUGAAUGAACCUUUGGAAGAUGUGAACAAAUCAGUGAAGACACGAAUUUCUAAUGUAAAGAAGACAUCGGAUGUUACAAUAACUAAUAAUAUUUCCCCUGGUGGCUUGGUUAAGGUUUCCUCCAGUAGCAAGAGAUUGUCAGAUGGAAGCAUUUCUUGGGCAUCUCUUCCACUGCCCCUAGUGAAACUUGGAAAGGAAGUUAUGAGAUACAGGGAUGCCGCACAACUUGCUGCUAUUGAGGCACUACAAGAAGCUUCUGCAGCUGAGAGCUUAGUUCGAUGCUUGAGCAUUUAUGCCGAGUUAUCUUCUACGGCGAAGGAGGAUAACCCGCAGCCAGUUGUGGAACAGUUUCUCAGCCUACAUUCGAAUCUCGCCCGUGCAGGCCUCGUCUCUGAAUCACUGAAGUCUUCCAGAGCUUGCCGCUGCAGCUCACCAGAUCAAUCUCCAGCCAGCAGCACUACCAUUAUCGCAGAGGACACCGCCCGCCUUUCCUCUGAAAACCACUGUCGUGCAAUGGCUUGGGUGAACGCCGCCCUCGGCACCGACCUCUCACCACUCUCCCUCUAUACCCACAAGUCCCAGUCCUUGUCUUCCUGCGGCACGCCGCAACGAGCAGUCGCAGUUCUAGACAGUGCGGUCAAGGUGACAGCACCAUCAUCAAAAGCCAAGCAGCGGGCACCUGCAACUGCUACAAAGGCAGGGAAGCAGCGACCGACGACUGCGACUGUAUCACCCCCAGCAAGGCAAUGGGAAAAGGGGGGUGGAUUGGAGGAAGGAGUGGAGCUAGCAAGGGCAUUGGAGGAGGAGGCCAAGAACUGGUUUGUAAGGUUUGUGGAGAGUUUUCUGGAUGGAGAAGCCAGUGGGGUUUCAAGGCUGCCAUGGGAUCGAGAGUUGGUUGCCGGAAUGCUCUCCCAUCUGAAGAAAGUAAACGAUUGGCUCGAUAGCAUCGGAAAGAGGGAUGAUUUGGGAGAGGAGGGUGGGCAUCAAAGCAGGACUGGUGGCUUGCCACAAGAGACAGUGGAGAGGCUGAGAAAGAAGAUAUAUGAGUAUCUCCUGACUCAUGUGGAGUCUGCUGCAGUCGCCCUCGGGGGCGGCGGCGGAGGUCCUGGGACUUUGUCGGCGGCGAUAACAGAACGGAAGGGAAGAAAGAAUUGAUUGAUGGAUCUAAUCUAACCCGAGAGUUUGAAUUGUUUGGUGGCGGGAAACCGUUGGCUGACUUUGGGGCUAGGAAACAGGCCCUGUAUGUGAAUUAGGGUGUUCCAGUUUACUAAUUGUGAUUUGUAACUUGGUAAAAAAGAGAAGAGCGCAAGCAAUACUGAGUCUGAACAGAAUUUGAUGUGUGCGGUCAUAUUCCUCUUCAAUUACAAGGAGAUUGUUUUGGUCAUUCAAAUUCAUCCUCUUCUGAAUGUGCUUUUGUGUUUAGGGUUCUGUAGAUUUGAAUAUCAAGCUGAUUUGAUUUUAAGCAUAGUUACAUUGGAAGGAAAUUGUAACGGUAUUUUUCUCUGUUUUGCCUGUCUACUUCUUUAAGGGGUUGAUUGGUUGCCUCUAAAGUAAAUGCAGUGUAAAGUAAAUGUAGGGUAAAGUAAAUGUAGCGUAUUCCAAUAUUUUGAGGUUGUUUGAUUGUCUGUAAAAUAAACGCAGGAGAACUGUUUCCCUUGUUUAAUUAGAUAUAUCCAAUGUAAACUAAAAUCAGUGCAUUUGUAAU
Molecule: messenger RNA, 3198 nt
Organism: Dendrobium catenatum
Lineage: Eukaryota; Viridiplantae; Streptophyta; Magnoliopsida; Asparagales; Orchidaceae
Exons: 6
Coding region: 486-2648 (720 amino acids)
Source: RefSeq, a predicted model, not a curated record